UCCUGGAGUUCAGUCUCUAGCAAAGCACAUAGGAACAAGGAUGCUUCUCCUGCUCUCUCUCGCUACCUUGCUCUUCUCCACUACAGAGUGUCUGAUGCUUCCAUCUAAUCUGGACAGUGGUAUUUGCCCCCUUGGGCUGUUUCCAUGUGGCAAUCUGACAGUUUGUUUGCCUCAACUCCUGCACUGUAAUGGGCACAAGGAUUGCGCCAAUGGAGCUGAUGAGGAAAACUGUGUGGAUAACAGCGGAUGGCCCAAGCUGUUUGAUGCUAUCCAGAGCUCGCGUGGCAACCGUGCGAUGCCAGAGGAAGAGUCCCAUAAAUGUGAACUGGAUGUUUUCCCAGAAAACUGCACAUGUUGGCGGCGCAUGAUAAACUGUUCAAAUCAAGAGCUGCGCUCAGUGCCCUUUGUGUCUUCCAACGUGACCAUUCUGGAUCUGAAGGAAAAUAAAAUCAGAUUUCUAGCUGAUGGUGGAUUCAACUUAUAUUGGAAUCUAGAGAAGCUCUUUCUUCAGAACAACAAACUUCGCUCCAUCUCACGUUUGGCUUUUUCAGGCCUUUUUAGACUCAAGACACUGUUUCUUAGUCACAAUCGGAUCACAUCGCUGAAGAUCGGAGUGUUCAAAGACCUUCACUCUCUGGAAUGGUUGAUUUUAGAUAAUAACAAAGUAACCAAAAUUGUUCCUGGGUCGUUCUCUGGUCUGGAGUCUCUAUACUUCCUGGACAUGCUAAACAAUUCAAUUCGUGAAAUCCCCAAAAAUUCCAUCUGCACAGAAAUGCCUCAUCUUAACUGGCUGGACCUGGAAGGGAAUCGGAUACAUACAAUCCGCAGAUCUGUGUUUCCAGAAUGUAUAACUGUUCUGGUCUUGCGCAGAAACAAGAUUCGAAAAAUUCAACCGGGAGCUUUAUCCCAAAUGAACAAGCUGGUGGAUCUAGAUCUGUCUGUCAAUCAGAUUAAGGAGCUUCCACCCUCGUUGUUCACGAACCUGCAGGACCUCCAACAGCUGAACAUCUCUUUCAACCCAUUGAGCCACAUUCCACACAAUCAGUUUGAUCUCCUGACGAGCCUGCAGUCCUUAGCCAUGGAAGAUAUAAAGAUUCCAAACAUUCAUAACCGCAUGUUUUCUAGCCUGGUUAACUUGUCUCACAUUUACUUCAAGAAGUUCCAGUACUGCAGUCAUGCUCCUCAUGUACGGAGCUGCAAGCCCAAAACUGAUGGGAUCUCGUCGUUUGAGAAUCUACUUGCCAACAUCUUGCUCAGAGUCUUUGUCUGGGUCAUGGCUUGCGUCACCUGCUUUGGGAACCUGUUUGUGAUUUGCAUGAGAUCCUUCAUUGUCACAGAAAACUGCCAGCACACUAUGUCCAUCAAAUCUCUGUGCUGUGCAGACUGUCUAAUGGGAUUCUACCUCUUCUGUCUUGGAGCCUUUGAUAUAAAAUUUAAGGGAGAGUAUAAUAAACAUGCUCAGAUAUGGAUGGAGAGCUGGGAGUGUAAGCUUGUGGGCUCGAUGGCAAUGCUGUCAUCUGAGGUUUCCGUCAUGCUGCUCACCUAUAUGACUCUGGAAAAAUAUUUGUGCAUUGUCUUUCCGUUUAGCCACUUCCGAGCAGGACGUGGGCAAACCUUGUGCACCCUGAUUGCCAUAUGGGGACUGGGCUUCCUCAUCACUGUCAUCCCCUUCUUGAGCUAUGACAAAUUUGGAAACUUCUAUGGCAGGAAUGGAGUAUGCUUUCCACUGCAAUCCGACAGCACAGAAAAGUUUGGAGCACGGGGUUACUCCAUCAGCAUAUUUUUGGGUCUGAACGUUCUGGCUUUUAUCACCAUUGUCUUCUCGUACAGCAGCAUGUUCUACUCUAUACACAAGACUGGUGCUAAAACAGCAGAGCGCAGCGUCCUCUCACGUGAAGUCACUAUUGCCAAGAGAUUCUUCUUCAUAGUCUUCACUGAUGCCCUAUGCUGGAUCCCCAUCUUUUUAUUGAAGGCAGUCUCCCUCACAGAGGCUGAGAUUCCAGGCACCAUUACAUCCUGGAUUGUGAUUUUUAUCCUGCCUAUCAACAGUGCUAUAAACCCCAUUUUAUACACGCUCACCACCUCAUCCUUCCAAGAAAAACUUAAACAAUGUCUUCAGGGAAAAAGCAACCAUACACAAGAGUCUGGAAAGAGUUUUACAUUGGUGUCCAUUCACAUCAACACUGCUUGACGCUGCCGUCACCGGAUACACUCCCACAAGGACCAAUGUCGGCUCCUGCAUCAAUCACUAGAUACCAGCGGGCUUAAGACGAAUUGUUCCUCCCUCAUCAUGUUAUACCGUGCCUUCAGUAAGUCUAUUGUUUGCUAUAAUAGAAGAGCUGUGGUGAUCAGAAUGCCAGCGCAGAAUGGUGGAUGCGCAUU
Molecule: messenger RNA, 2382 nt
Organism: Spea bombifrons (plains spadefoot toad)
Lineage: Eukaryota; Metazoa; Chordata; Amphibia; Anura; Pelobatidae
Product: relaxin receptor 2-like
Exons: 18
Coding region: 41-2191 (716 amino acids)
Biological process (GO): G protein-coupled receptor signaling pathway
Cellular component (GO): membrane
Molecular function (GO): G protein-coupled receptor activity; protein binding
Source: RefSeq, a predicted model, not a curated record